CUUCAUAAUUUUGAUGCUCUGUUACCAUUUUCUUCUUAUGAGUAAUUAGUAAUUCACAACUGGAUGAAAAGAAACAGUACUAAGUGGUUUAAUUCUACACUGUUACUAUGAUGAGAAGCUUAGGUAGUAUCAUCGUGAUGCAUUGUUGUGUAGUGUCGUUUAGCUUGAAGUAGGAAUGACAAGUUCAAAUAGUGCGAAAAACUGAUAAAAUGGGGGCAGAAGAUGAUGUUGAAUGUUCGAGUUUACACGGAGGAGCUUCUACAAAUGCGAAGAACUUCACAAAGGUUUCACUUGUUCCUCUUACAUUCCUUAUAUUCUACGGUGUCUCUGGUGGUCCUUUUGGUGUUGAAGAUACUGUCCGUGCAGUUGGUCCUCUUUUAACACUUGUUGGCUUUUUAAUAUUUCCCAUUAUAUGGAGCAUACCAGAGUCCCUGAUUACUGCAGAAUUAUGCACUAUGUUCCCUGAAAAUGGAGGAUAUGUUGUAUGGGUAUCGUCGACUUUAGGUCCUUAUUGGGGAUUUCAGCUAGGAUGAGUAAAAUGGAUGAGUGGUGUAGUUGAUAACGCGUUGUACCCGGUAUUGUUUCUGGACUACAUUAAAUCUGCUGUCCCAGUACUGGCCGAAGGUUAUCCAAGGACGAUCGCAAUCCUUGUUUUUGUCGUAGCACUCACUUAUUUGAACUAUAGAGGUUUAACUGUAGUUGGUUGGGUUGCUACAGCGUUAGCGAUAUUUACUCUCCUUCCUUUCAUAGUUAUGGGACUUAUCGCUCUUCCUAAGCUAGAGCCUUCGAGAUGGUUUGUAGUGGGUUUGGAAAAUGUACAAUGGGGACUGUUUUUUAAUACACUUUUUUGGAAUUUGAACUAUUGGGAUGCAGUGAGUACUGUGGCCGGGGAAAUAGAGAAUCCUGGGAAAACACUUCCUAAAGCUCUCUUCUAUGCAGUUCCUUUAGUUGUCUCCGGUUAUUUCUUUCCUCUUCUAUUUGGCACAGGAGCUGUUCCGUUGAAUCGCGAUCUCUGGACUGAUGGUUAUUUCUCAGAGAUUGCUAAGAUCAUCGGAGGAGUUUGGUUAAGAUUGUGGGUUCAAGGGGCUUCGGCUGUGUCAAAUAUGGGAAGUUUUUUAGCUGAGAUGAGCGGCGACUCAUUUCAGCUUUUGGGAAUGGCAGAACGGGGGAUGCUUCCUGAUGUUUUCGCGAAGAGAUCGCGUUAUGGAACCCCUCCUAUCGGUAUUUUGUUUUCUGCAUCAGGUGUUUUCCUUCUCUCUUGGCUUAGUUUCCAAGAGAUUGUGGCUGCAGAGAACUUUCUGUACUGUUUUGGAAUGAUGUUGGAAUUUAUAGCCUUUGUGAAGUUAAGGAUAAAAUAUCCAGCAGCAUCAAGACCUUAUAGAAUUCCCUUAGGUACAGUUGGAUCAAUUUUAAUGUGUGCGCCACCAACAUUUUUCAUUCUUGUGGUUAUGGUCCUAUGUUCAUUUAAGGUCAUGAUUGUCGGUUUCUUGGCUAUUCUUGUUGGGCUUAUUAUGCAGCCAUGUCUAGUUUAUAGUGACAGAAAGAAAUGGUUAAGUUUCUCGGUUAGCUCUGAACUUGUUGAUCUGCAGUCCGGUUAUCAUCAGGUUGGUGAGGCCUAAAGUGAUGAAUGAGACUACUAUUUCCUGAUAUUUGAAGCAUUGAAGAAGUUUGGGACAACUUAGAAUGUUGAGCCCAUGGCAAUUGUAAAUCAUUAUACUAUGAUUUAUCUUUUUACAAUGGAAACAAAUUGUAAUUCUUUAAAAAAAUUCAUGUAAUUACCUAUGCAAAUAUUUUAGCACUAUUUAUAUACUUUUGUAAGUUUAAUGUUACCCAA
Capsicum annuum is the source of this 1834-nucleotide messenger RNA. RefSeq names its product probable polyamine transporter At1g31830. The transcript is spliced from 2 exons. The record is from RefSeq and is a predicted model, not a curated record. Gene Ontology annotation, biological process: transmembrane transport. Gene Ontology annotation, molecular function: transmembrane transporter activity. Gene Ontology annotation, cellular component: membrane. Lineage: Eukaryota; Viridiplantae; Streptophyta; Magnoliopsida; Solanales; Solanaceae.